AUUUCGUAUAGCGGUCGAGACCGGCACACAAAAGCAUGUUCAGUAUUGGACGUCGGUGACACCGGGUUCAACACUUAAGAAGCUACAUAUUUGCUCAUCAUAGUCAUGGAUUAUCUUCGUUCAAAUGUCCUACGGAGAGGUCAAUCCUCAGAUGCGCAAACGCAGGAUCUAGAGCAGCAGGGACAACCAGAAAUGGGGGAGCAAUCAGGUUCCCGUGAAAGACGCUUCCCAGUCGGUCGCCCAUCAUUGCCCGCGCUAUUCACGAAUCGGUUGCGUGCGGGUGGACAAAGUCAGCGUACUGGCGAUGACAGGGCUGAAGAUGAUAGCCCAAAGACGCCGCGCCCCGAUUCGGGACUUCCAAAUACGUCUUCGAACCACCUGCGUGUACCAAACUUAACACGGACCGAAGAAUACUCGCGUCCAACUUCUGGCCAGACUGAGGCGUCGUCUGCGCCUACAUCGCAGUCCUAUCCACCUCCGACACAGACCGAAAGAGUUCCUACCGUAUCCGAGCCCAGACCUUCGUAUAGGCGUAGUAGCCACAGAGAUGCCGAUGUGGGGCGAUCACAACUUCGAGGCGCGGAUCCUGGUGAGACUCGUUUGGUCGAUCAAGUAGACAGAACAAGACGUAGUCACAGUCGAAGGCAUAGGCAACAUGCGCCGCCUGAGAAAUUCUUAUUUUGUUUCCCCUGGGUUAAAUCGCGACGAAUACGCUCUCAGAUCCUACGAUGUUUCGUUUCCGGUCUCUUUUUAAUGCUCAUGCUCUCUAUAUAUCUCGUUCUUUCGAUCACGAAGAAAGUGUACAGCAACGAGUUCACAGUGCUUCUGAUCGUCAUCAUUUUAUUUUCAACCAUCUUCUUCUGCCACGGCCUAAUAAGAAUAUGCAUGCUAAUCAUCAAGCCGCCCAAUGAAGACGAAGAGCAGCCGCCUUUACCACGGUUAAUGGAACCUGGUGGAUAUGCCAUUCCACGACGGCCAAUACACGUUGUUCUCGCGCAAGACGAGGAAGCUGCAGGAAUGGAUAAUGUCGCUAAUAAACUAGAGCCUCCCGCUUACGGGCUAUGGCGUGAGAGCGUGCGCGUGGAUCCGGAUCGCUUAUAUUGGCAACGUAAUGACCAACCUCCUACGGAAGCCGACGAAGAGCGGCACGCUCGUCCUGAGACGGCUCGCCCACCGUCCUAUGCAUCAGAGGAUGGCGUAUCCUACGUUGUCGAGGCUCGUCCAAGGUCCAUAGCCCCCCUAUCUGACGUCCCGCUUCCGCCUCAUCCAUCCGAGGCUAGGCCACCAUCCGCGACAGAGCGGUCUUGAAAUCGUUUGGUAAUAGAACACGCGGCUCGCUCUCGUAACUCGACGUUCGACAGAGGACAGGCGAGAUGGGAUGGGUAGCCUAUCUAUAUAAUGGUGUAUGAUCAGAGGGAAGGAAUCGAGCAUAAAAGGAAAAGGGUUAAAGUGGGGGCCUUGUAUGUUUUAUUCAUACUAGUAUGGCGUGGCAUUAAGGUAGCAUGGGGUU
Messenger RNA from Daldinia vernicosa, 1510 nucleotides. RefSeq lists its product as uncharacterized. The coding region runs from base 106 to 1308 and encodes 400 amino acids. Lineage: Eukaryota; Fungi; Ascomycota; Sordariomycetes; Xylariales; Hypoxylaceae. The transcript is spliced from 3 exons. The record is from RefSeq and is a predicted model, not a curated record.